AUGGAGGCGGUAACAAAGAUGGUAUCUGAGAGACCAGUGGUGAUCUUCAGUAAGAGCUCAUGCUGCAUUAGCUACUCUAUCAAGACCUUGCUUUCUGACUUUGGGGUGAACCCGGCAGUGUAUGAGCUUGAUGAGAUGCAAAGAGGGAGAGAAAUAGAGCAAGCUCUGUUGAGGCUGGGAUGCAGCCCAUCUGUUCCGGCUGUGUUCAUUGGUGGCGAAUUUGUUGGCGGAGCCAAUGAAAUCAUGAGUCUUCAUCUUAAGCGCUCCUUGAUCCCCAUGCUUAAGCGCGUUGGUGCAUUAUGGAUUUGAUCAGUCUCAUCGAUCAUCAUCAAUUAAGUUAACUAAGCACUUCCUAUUAAGAAUCUUAAUUAAUUAUGCACGCAUAAGAGAUCAAGUGUCGGAUGAUAAUACAUGACAUAUAGAGCCUGUGAGAGUUUUUAAUAAGGCUACUAUUGCUACUUAAUUAGUAUUAACUAUUAAGUACUCUUACUAGCUUGAAAGGG
This is a messenger RNA of Fragaria vesca subsp. vesca, 503 nucleotides long. RefSeq names its product monothiol glutaredoxin-S2-like. The transcript has a single exon. The record is from RefSeq and is a predicted model, not a curated record. The coding region runs from base 1 to 309 and encodes 102 amino acids. Lineage: Eukaryota; Viridiplantae; Streptophyta; Magnoliopsida; Rosales; Rosaceae.